AAUAGGUUGAGGGCUCAAACUCCAUAAGAAGCAGCAGCCUGCCUCUGUCCUCUAUCUCUCGCAGCACAGCUUGAACUAUCAAGACAUACAGCUAGGCCUAUUCCUCGUGAAAAUCGUCAACAUGGUACACCGUAACACCUUCUUCAAAGCCUUGGCGGCUUCACUUACUGUUGCUCCAGGCUCAGCACUCCCUGCCCCUCAAAUGGGCGAUUAUGGGGAGAACAAGGGACCUGUAGGUGGAGUUAAGCCCCCGACACCAACAGUUACCUCAGCCAGCGGUUCUCUAUACGGUGACUCUAGCUUACUCGGUGGCAACGCUCCCCUCCCAGAUCCUGACCAGGAUUCUGCCAUCGUCAAAGACCCAAAACUUGUCAACGGCCAGGCAGCUGAUCCCAAGCUCGGGCUCUAUCUGGACUUUGACGGCGUGGAUGUGCCUCAGCCAAUCCGAGGCGAGCUAGGCGCUACAGAUCCCGGUCCUCGAACUUACGACUAUGAGAAGCUCAACCCCGAUCUUUUUGCCCCUCCUGGCACGGAUGCCGGAGAUGUCCCCAAUGCCAUGUGGCCGCUUGGUCUUUCUCACAACCGACUCGGUAGUGAAGCCGGCGCCGGAUGGGCUAGACAGCAGAACCAGGAUGUCCUUCCCGCUGCAACUGAUAUGGCAGGAGUCGACAUGCGUCUCGCGCCGAAUGCGUACCGCGAGCUGCAUUGGCACACGGCCAAUGAGUGGGCCUUGGUAACAAAAGGCUGUCUGCGUGUUGCUGCUGUCAACGAUGAGGGCAAAAGCUUUGUCGAUGAUCUCUGCGAAGGGGAUGUUUGGUUCUUCCCUGCUGGCAUACCUCACAGUCUCCAAGCUUUUGAUAAAGGCGUUGAGUUCCUGCUGGUAUUUGAUCAGGGCACCUUCUCUGAAGAUGAAACAUUCCUUGUAUCCGAGUUGUUCUUGCGAAACCCCGUCUCCGUUCUGGCAAAGAACUUUGAGACCGAGACAACUGCUUUUGAUAACAUCCCGAAGGACGAGCUUUACAUUUUCAACGGAACACCAGCGCCGAAAGAUAUCGAGAAACAGAACGUGACAGGUUCAGCUGGAGCGCUGACGGGUAAUGGUUCAUACACGUACCAUUGGUCUCAGCAGAAGGCCCAUACCGUACCCGGAGGCUCUGUUAAAAUCAUCGACCCUACGACCUUCCCAAUCGCCAAAGGAUUCUCAGCUGCUCUAGUUGUCGUACAGCCUGGCGCCCUCCGCGAGAUCCACUGGCAUACUACCUCCGACGAGUGGAGCUAUUUCCUCCAGGGCAGUGGUAGAAUCACCGUAUUCAAAGCAGCCUCGUCAGCUCGCACCUUCGACUUCACUGCUGGUGGCGUUGGAUACAUCCCUGCUGCAAACUCUCACUACGUCGAGAAUACUGGAACGGAGGACUUGGUUUUCCUCGAGGUUCUUCAGGCGCCUAAGUUCUCAGAUGUUUCUGUGGCACAAUGGCUGGCCUUGACACCCAAGCAGAUUGUGAAGGACCACCUCAAGGUUUCUGACAAGUUCUUGGAUUCUUUGCCCAAGGAGAAGGCGUUCAUCAAGACCGGAGACGUGAAUAUGACAGUUAUCGCAGACGAAGCUUAGGGAUCAUUCGGUGGAGACGAGGCUACGGAUAUUGGACCGAGUGAUAUGACUGUUUGUGGGGAUUCUACUUUACUAAGUUCUGUGUGGUGAUUAUAAGCUCUCAGCCCAGGUCUCAUGAGCUGUGAAACCGUUGGCUGAUGGCUGCUAAGUUAUUAUCAUUUGGCUUGUGCCGACGGUAGCACUCCAUUCCCAAAUCUCAAAUAGCUACCGGAUUUCCUCAGAUACUGUCGGUAAAUGUGUAAUAAAAUAUUCUUUCAGG
Molecule: messenger RNA, 1868 nt
Organism: Fusarium oxysporum Fo47
Lineage: Eukaryota; Fungi; Ascomycota; Sordariomycetes; Hypocreales; Nectriaceae
Product: RmlC-like cupin domain-containing protein
Exons: 3
Coding region: 122-1609 (495 amino acids)
Biological process (GO): oxalate metabolic process
Source: RefSeq, a predicted model, not a curated record